GAAUCAUGGCUGCCCGGAGAGAGCCCAGCAGUGACGAUGAAUCAUAUGAAGUGUUGGACCUAACAGAGUAUGCCAGACGUCACCAUUGGUGGAACCGCUUGUUUGGGCGGAAUUCUGGGCCACUUACAGAAAAGUAUUCUGUAGCUACACAAAUCGUCAUGGGAGGUGUGUCAGGCUGGUGUGCAGGAUUUUUGUUUCAAAAAGUUGGCAAACUUGCUGCAACAGCAGUAGGUGGGGGUUUCCUUUUGCUUCAGAUUGCCAGUCAUGGUGGAUAUAUACAAAUAGAUUGGAAGAGAGUUGAGAAAGAUGUAAACAAAGCAAAGAGAAAGAUUAAAAAGGAAGCAAAUAAGUCUGUACCCGAAAUUAACACUUUAAUUGAAGAGUCUACUGACUUUAUCAAGAAGAAUAUUGUUGUAUCUGGAGGGUUUGUGGGUGGGUUCUUACUAGGCCUUGCCUCUUAAGAAACUACUUGAAAACGGAGAAUGGAUCUGGAAAUAUGGACUUAAACUUGUGUAGAACAAAGGUUGUGUAAAAUACACUUAAAAACUGAGUAAUGCCUGUCAGAAAAAAAGACACUUUUUAUUUUUUAGGAUAUUCGUGGUAUAUGCUUAUAUGCAAAGAGGUCGUGGCAUUGCAGAGUGCCUAAUCUGUACUGAUGGACUAAUUUUUGGCUAGUUCAUGUAUGCGUUUAUUCUUUGCACUACUGUUCUUAAUGAUGUUAGUAUCUGAAAAUUUGUGUGUUUCAUUUGGUUUUAUUAUGUGUUUUUGUCAUGAUAGACCAACAAAUCCUCAUGAUACCUUUACUCCAUAAAUUUGCAUUAUAUAUUUAAAUGUACAUUUGUUUUUCUGAGUAGUGCCAAAACAAUGUACUGUAACUGGCAAUCAAACCUGGUGGUUAUUGUUAUUUAAAAAAGGAAAACAUGCGCAAUAUAGAUUAUUAUGCAGAAAUAUAUAAGUAGCAAGAAACCACUAGGUUGUAUUGAACAAUGGUGUAGAGUUAAAGAAAAUAUAGGUCACAUUGUUAAGUUGUAUUUGGAACAACAAAAAUGAUUAAAAAGCAAUUAUUCUAAUUAUAUUUGCAUUAACACGAGAGGUUUUAUUGAUGAAAGGUGAAGCUGGAGGUGAAUAGAAAUAAUACCACUUAUUAUCCUGAGAAGCCUUUGAGAAAAUAGAAGCAAAUCAAAGCUGUAAGAUUAAAGUACUUGUUUGAAAUUA
This is a messenger RNA of Xenopus tropicalis (tropical clawed frog), 1215 nucleotides long. RefSeq names its product FUN14 domain containing 1 (gene fundc1). The coding region runs from base 6 to 461 and encodes 151 amino acids. NCBI's taxonomy places the organism in Eukaryota, Metazoa, Chordata, Amphibia, Anura, Pipidae. Gene Ontology annotation, cellular component: mitochondrial outer membrane. The transcript is spliced from 5 exons. The record is from RefSeq and is marked provisional.